AUGGAAACUUGUAACAAGGAUUACUUGGAUGUGAAGAAUAAGAUGUUGAAAAAGAUUGAGAAGGGAGUCACUCAGAAUGAGGCAAAAUACUCAGCCUACGGCUAUACUGCAGCGUUGCAGUAUUGGGCAUACGAGGCCAUAUUACAGCUGGGCAACGAGUAUGCAGUGAGGAGGUCGCAUCACUUUCCGAGAAUGGUCAACUGGGAGAGUAAGCCGAACACUACACUCGGGAAGGAUGAAGUGACUAGAUUAUUUGCUAAAAAUUUGACAGUGUACUCCAUGUUAUGUCCUCGGCCGAACGAGAUUGAGUUUGUGAGUUACAUAACCGGGGGUCAGCCUCCGUUAUUUGUUGACUUGGAGGAACUUGUGUUGGGUGAGGAUGGGCAACCAACACAGGAUGCUUUGCGAAGCCAGGCCGAAAAGCUUGCCUCCACAUUGGAAGAAUGAGCGGAGGCAGCCCGAAUAUUUAAAGACUCUACACCACCUCCACCGUCUCCACCACGUGCACCGCCUGCAGUUUCAGAUGGGUCUGGUGUUGACCCAUCUCCAGCUUCAGUUCCUGAUGGGUCUGGUGUUGGCCCAUCUGCAGCUUCAGUUCCAGAUCAGUGUGGUGUUGACCCACUUGCAGCAUCACAGGAUCCUCCUGUUCCCCCGUCAGCUUCUAUUCCCAGCACCUCAGAGGCUCGCGAUCCAGUAUACUCUGCCAUUUUGGCAAGGUUGGAGACUGUGGAGAGGGGGCAGAUUGCUUUGAGGGAAGGGCAGGCCACUCUGCUAAGAGGACAAACAACGAUUAUGGAUCAGUUGAAGACCAUAAUGACGCUCCUGCAAGAUCGUGGAUGGCCGGCAGCAGAUUCACAGCCACAGCCACAACCAGAAGUGGAGGCUCGGACACCGGAAGAUGACUUUAUUCUCCCAAAUGAUUACCAACCGAAUGAUGAUGACAUGUUCUAUACACCUGAGAAGACGAAUAUCACCAGCAUUGGGGAUACUCAGGAUUCUGAGGUGCAGGUGUUAGAGACAACUCCAGAAGUCAUGGAGAACCGGAGGAAGAGAAUGCGGCCUAGGUGGUUCGCUGAGUACACUGAAAUGAAGAAGAAGGCUGGGGCUACUUCGACACUCGUGAAUGCGGACCCACUUAGAGUGGUUGAUCGGAAGCUGCUCAGGACUUUUCACAAUUGGGUACUCGGCAAGAUUGGGAACAAGUCUUCGAGAGAGUGCUUCACCGGUCGAUACGAUUCGUCUUGGUUCCUUGAACUACAUUCUCCGAGGAUGUGGCUUUGGAACGAUGUAAGUUUUUAAGACUUUUUUACUUCUUUUGCUUUCUUUUUUAUUUAAUCUCUGACAUAUUUAAUUUUCAUGUUUUAGCAUUUGGAUGCGGCAUUCCAUUUGAUGAGGAGGCGACAACACUUUUAUCCAGAGGUCUACCCAAAUAGAUGUGUCAUCAUGCCGUGUAUUUUCCCAGCAGGAGUUAUUGCUCGGUGGGAAGCUGCGGGUGAUGACUAGGCUAACUAUCAGUGGGAUGAGGGCAUAUUAGAUUUGAUUCGAGGGGAUGAAAGUCAAUUCUUGGCCAGUUGGAAGAAUAAGGAGAGAAUAUAUAUGGCCCUCUACUUUGAUAGAGCAAAGCAUUGGGUGACGCUAGAGGUAGAUCUGGAUCAUUGGUUGCUGAACAUAUUUGACUCGAGCCUCGGAUCGAUUUUCCUGAACGAAUUGAAGAGUCACCUGGCAAUGUAGGAAAAAUUACUACCAAAUUUGCUGCUGCAGGCUGGCCUAUUCGAGACUCAUGACAUGAUCCUCGUGCCUCAACUUACCGCCUCAGAGAGCCAGGUCAGAAAUUUCACUUCAAAAGUCAUGAACAUACUUGCAUAGGAGGUUGACGGUGACACAUAUUUCGCCACCAGAGAGCUUUUGUUGUUUACUGAAUUUGACCUCUUCGUACACACAUGCAAUUUGUGAAUCGUAUCCCAACCUUCGAAGCCCUUGAAAGGGUUCUGAGUCAUUUCCGAACACAUGUUUCACUGGAAUCCUCCAAGAAUAUUCUUCUUCUCCAGUUGCGCUCAAGUGGUGGGGGUUAUUUCCUAGGAUUGCUUCCUAGUAAAGUCAUUAAUUAAACCUUUUCCUAUCUCUCCACAUUUUUUUUAGAUUAGUUAUUGCAUAACACCCUCCCUCCAAGCAUCCUCCCCAAGAGCUCCAAGCAAUUUACCCCAUCUGGUCUUGUCCAUCUUUGAGCAUGGUUCAAGUGCUCAUCUCCAGUCGUGAUUUUCACUUUGCCAGGUGUUCUCUAGAUUUGAGUUCUUAGAACUUGUAAUGGUGUCCUUUUGCUUUUAAUAUAGGGAGUUUUUUAUUUUUAAUUUCAAAGCAUUUUUUUUUUUGCAAUUUUACAUAAAUUCACCUAGCAAUCAACGGAGUAACUUAAACUGCAAUCCGAAUUCACAUAGCAACCACGUAAAAACUAUAACUCAAAUCAUAAAAAUAAUUCCUCUUUAAUAUAUAUGUGUGUGUGUGGAGCCACAUAUAUUUUGGCCAACUGACCUUACUUAAGAAGGAAGGGAAAAACCACGUAGGCCCAAGACCAGAAUAACCCAACUCGUUUAAGCUUGAAAAUGUGUGUCCAAGAUCUCUAAGUAGGCCUAGGGUUGAUUGGUGAACAGAUUCCAACUCUAUUGACGAUAUUUGUCCAUAUGAACAGAGAGAAAGUCUAGGUGACACCAUUGAUCCAAGUGACCAAUUAAGCAGAUCUAAGCAAAAUAUCCCUACUUUUUUUGAAAUAACCCUAGAGUCAAUUAGGCUAAUUAAUUGACUACGGUUAUUUCCCUCAUGGUAAAAUAGAGUAGUUAAGGAAAGGGAUUUAUUUAGAGAUGGAAAUUUAUACCGUGGGGACUCACUCCUAAUGGGCUGGAGAUUUCCUGUCUUGGUGGUUAAUGGGGCGGUGGUGGGGGACAAUUUCAAUACCCGAAGCGGGGAUGGGGCAGGGUGUUAGGCUAAAAUUAGUCUAAGUUUCGGGUCAUAUUUUCGGUUAGUUUUCACUCUUUGUUUCUAGUUUUAGGGCUAUUUUAUGCAUGAUUCUUUUGUUUCAGGUCCUUGGGUGUUUAAAGAAAGUAUGUACAAGAAUUGAGGAAAAAUGGUGAAAGAAUCGAGAAGAAAAACCAAGAUUGGUGUCGCUGCCUGUUCCCGUCGCGACGGGGAAUUUGCCAGUCGCGACGGGAACUGGCAGAAAGUUUUCAAGAAAUUCGAAGUUGAACUCCCGUCGCGACGGGGGCUUUGCCAGUCGCGACGGGGACCCUUAUGACGGGAUUUUUGGGCAGUUUCGUAAUUUCACGAAUUUUAAAGAUGAGAAUUGGUUUAAAUGGUAAGGGUUCGUGAAAAUUAGGGGGGAUUCAGAAUUAGAACCCUAGAAACAAAUGAGGAGGCUAGAAGAGCGGCUUGUGGCGACCCGGAUCAAUUGCUUCAACUAGUUCUUUCUCUUCUCUUUAAUUUUUCUAUGUUCUUUUCUAUUUCAAUGAUAAUUAUGGAUUUGAUUAUGGAUGUUUUGAACUAAACUCCUAUUUAGGGAGAACGAUGAAUGUUGUUUAAGUUUUUCUUAGUUAAUGAUUAAUUGCCAUUCCUCCAUCUUUGUAAUAUCCAGAUUAAAAUAGUAUUUAAUUUUUUUUUUUCUCUCCUUGGGAUAUUAAUUGUGUGAGGAUAAUUAUCUUAUAUAUUUGUGUUGUUAGUGA
Messenger RNA from Cannabis sativa, 3710 nucleotides. RefSeq lists its product as uncharacterized. The record is from RefSeq and is a predicted model, not a curated record. The transcript has 2 exons. The coding region runs from base 1 to 447 and encodes 148 amino acids. NCBI's taxonomy places the organism in Eukaryota, Viridiplantae, Streptophyta, Magnoliopsida, Rosales, Cannabaceae.